This is a messenger RNA of Orbicella faveolata, 1878 nucleotides long. RefSeq names its product dol-P-Glc:Glc(2)Man(9)GlcNAc(2)-PP-Dol alpha-1,2-glucosyltransferase-like. The record is from RefSeq and is a predicted model, not a curated record. NCBI's taxonomy places the organism in Eukaryota, Metazoa, Cnidaria, Anthozoa, Scleractinia, Merulinidae. Gene Ontology annotation, molecular function: dolichyl pyrophosphate Glc2Man9GlcNAc2 alpha-1,2-glucosyltransferase activity. Gene Ontology annotation, cellular component: endoplasmic reticulum. Gene Ontology annotation, biological process: dolichol-linked oligosaccharide biosynthetic process; protein N-linked glycosylation.
ACAUCAGCAGCCACUUCGCCCGGACCUAGAUAUGAAUACUUUCUUGGAAUUACGCUUUCUGAAUCCGGAGAAUAUAUCCCUCCCUCUUCCACGUCCACAUUUUCCACCGGCCAACAAUUAAGACGCACCCCAGUAGAGUUGAUGUAAAAUUUUCCCACGAGUUUGGAUCAAGAGAAGAAAGCCAGACCUCAACAACAGCCGCUAACACUGACCCUCCCCUCCCCUUGACUCCAAAUGUACUUGACAAUCCCACCAUGCUUUAGUGCCAGUUCUUUCCUUCCAAGAUGGCGGCGUUCUCGUUCUUCUCCUUUUACUCCAGUUUGUUUGCAAUUUCUAUGGUUAUUUUCAUUCAGUUCAACACCAAACAACGAGAACCAUAUAUGGAUGAGAUUUUCCACGUCCCUCAAGCUCAGAAAUACUGCGAUUAUAAGUUUGACGAGUGGGAUCCGAAAAUAACCACCCUACCAGGCUUGUAUUUCAUCUCCUUCGCAUGUCUCCGUGCCCUGGCCUUUGCCCUCGGUCAUGAAUUGGAUGUAGUGUGUACGACGUUUUUCCUGCGUAUGAUCAAUGUUCUGUUCUUCAUGGGUAAUGUGUUGCUCCUAAGACAGAUACUCGUUAAACUGCACUGUGAUAAGAAUCAACCUCACAAGGGAGAAAAACCCACAGGGGAUGAGAGUCUAACCACAAAAUGCUCUGUCACUGCUCUGGUCUUGGCAAUAUUCCCAGUGCUCUACUUCUUUACGUUUCUGUAUUACACUGAUUCAAGCUCUAUAUUCUUUGUUCUGCUCCAGUAUUACCUUGGCCUGCAUGAAAACCAUUUCACUGCAGCUGUGACUGGUGCGGCGUCAAUUGUCAUACGUCAGACUAAUGUGAUAUGGGUGGUCUUCACUGCUGGGGUUACCGCAUUAAGAACUUUGCAACAAAACGUCAAGAAAACUGACUCAUCAAGUUUGGUCACAGAAUUAAAGGAGUAUGCCAUGGCUUUUUUAAAGAACGUUUUCAUGGUAUUUAAAUGCCUGUGGGCCUAUGGUUUGGUUGUUGUAGGCUUUGUUGUAUUUGUGGUAAUGAAUGGUGGGAUUGUAGUUGGUGACAAAACUCAGCAUCAAGCGUGCUUGAAUUUCCCUCAACUGUGUUAUUUGCUGGUGUUUACGCUAGCUUUUAGCAGUUCACUGCUAGUCUUUCCUGAAGACAUUGUAAGUUAUCUCAAAAUUGUCAAAAGUACUAUCAAAAGACCAUUGUAUAUCCUAGCAUUACUGUUAGUAGCAAUUAUAAUGGUUUUAGCUAUUUAUAAAUUUACUUAUAUACAUGAAUAUCUGCUUGCUGACAAUCGCCACUACCCAUUUUACAUUUGGCGUAAAGUUUAUGCAAAACAUUGGUUGGUAAAAUAUGCUAUGGUGCCGUUGUAUAUGUUUGCGGCAUUCUGUAUCCAUAGACAGUUAUCUGUAAAACAACAUAGACUGUGGCUAGUUAUGUUUUAUAUCUGUGUUGCCAUAGUUACUGUUCCACAAAAGCUUAUAGAAUUCCGCUACUUUAUCAUUCCAUAUAUCUUGUAUCGUCUUCAUAUUCCACUUGCAUCAUACACAAGGCUGGUAUUGGAAUGUGUAUUGUAUACUGCUGUGAAUGCAGCGACCUUUUACUUGUUUUUAAAGAAGCCAUUCCAUUGGGCUCAUAACCCUAAAGAAGUUCAAAGGUUCAUGUGGUAACAUUACCAAACAAUUGUUACUAAAUCUAGAUGUAUGAUCAAGGAAUCAGUGCAAACCAGUUUUAACAAUGAACUUGCUUAGUUCUGAGGUUAUUAACCAAAAUGAGGUAAAGUAGCCCAUUGAUACUGUAUGUUUGCAGCAAAGCAUUUGAUAAAAGCAUUUCCCUGGACUGAAA